This is a messenger RNA of Anopheles moucheti, 1651 nucleotides long. It is a transcript of the gene ste14, whose product is annotated as protein-S-isoprenylcysteine O-methyltransferase. Lineage: Eukaryota; Metazoa; Arthropoda; Insecta; Diptera; Culicidae. Gene Ontology annotation, molecular function: protein C-terminal S-isoprenylcysteine carboxyl O-methyltransferase activity. The record is from RefSeq and is a predicted model, not a curated record. Gene Ontology annotation, cellular component: membrane; endoplasmic reticulum. The coding region runs from base 116 to 976 and encodes 286 amino acids. The transcript is spliced from 5 exons. Gene Ontology annotation, biological process: C-terminal protein methylation.
AACUUCAUUUAAGCUCAAUAUGCACACACAUUAGGUAGAACGUGCGAGGUUUAACUAUUAACGAAACAAAAGAACCAUUUCGUAAGGCUGGAAAGAGCUGUAGAACGCAAAAGCGAUGGCUACGGUGCUAUGUUACGAAGGGAGGCUGAGUCUUUACUGCUUUCUCGGUGGAAUGGCCAGUUUGCUGGUUUUCUACGGUGCGGCAGCAUUCUUGCACGAAGAAAGCAUUUGGACCAAAGUUGCCCUUUCGGUGGGUUAUUACAUUUCGCUAAACAUUAUCAUUAGGAUAAGGUACAAUCCGCGUGACUAUCAGAUUGCCGUCAGAGCUGCUUUCCUCGGGACGGUUUUAUCGGCUGGCGUUGUUGUUUUCCUCUACACCCAGGAUCAGUACAAAUCGUUUGGGAUUUAUGCUACCCUUAUGGCACUAUUUCACUACACAGAAUAUCUGGGCAUAGCCAUAUGUAAUCCCAAAACGCUGUCUCCAGACUCGUUUAUUUUGAACCAUUCGGUUCACUACGCACUGGCAGCCGCGGCAAGUUGGGUUGAAUAUUUCGUUGAGACCCACUAUUUCCCUGAAAUAAAAACAUACAAACUGGUGUGGGUCGCAGGAGUAUUGCUAUGUCUGGCGGGAGAAUCACUCCGGAAGGUGGCAAUGAUAACGGCCAGCAAAAACUUUAGCCACAUCGUUCAAUUCGAACGGCACAAUGAACAUGAACUGGUGACACAUGGCGUUUACGGAUGGAUGAGACAUCCGUCCUACGUGGGAUGGUUUUACUGGUCGAUAGGAACGCAGAUAACGCUAGCAAACCCAGUGUGCUUCGUAAUUUACGCGAUCGCUAGCUGGAAGUUCUUCCACGAUCGGAUACUGAUGGAGGAAAUUACUCUGCUUAACUUUUUCGGCGAAGAGUACAUCGAGUAUCAGGAGCGAGUUUCCUCCGGUUUGCCAUUCAUUCGAGGGUUUCGCGUGGAACCAUGAUAUUUCGAGCACGAUCCCGCUCGCGAGGAUCAAACCAGUUUCCACACGGACAUACGCAAUGAGACUGACGAGCGCGAAGGAUCCGGAACGGUCCGGCGAUGCGCCGAGGACAAUAACGAAAGAAUGGUGAUGGAAAUUGCAAAACUUGAUGUGGAGCGUAGACGUAGUAUCGGUGGCGGUAGCUCGGACCAUAGUCGCAACCGGAGGUACUCGGGAACGUAUGAUAAUUGUGAUGAUCAGGACGCAUCAUCGUUGGUGUAGAACCGGCACGGUUCAUUCUCCUUUCCGUGGAGUUUAUAUUGCUGCAUCUUUUUUUCUUUUUGAUACAGAAAACCGUACAUAUUUUAGCUACUUAGUUAGAGUACAGAUAUUCACUAGACGAAAGCACAUACGACAGUCGAAGGAACGACAAAAAGUCUCCCUUAGAAAAACAAAAAUCCUCAGGCAGUCAGUGAACUCUACAGCACACUAAUCAACACAGAAGAUAGUACUAACGAAACGGUGUAUAUUUAUAUUUUCUACUGUAAAACAUAGCUUAAGUGUGGUUGCACUAAUUUAUGUGUAUACCAAUGCGUCUGUUUUCCGUUUUCCUACCAAAAGCUAACCAUUCACAAAACUUGGUGCCACAAAACUUGGUUGGAGCAAAGUGGAAAUGAAUACAAAACUGUUCGUAAC